GUAGAACAAACAUAAAGCCAAAAAGAAGAGUGCCACAUUGAGCUCGCGGGGCUGUAGCAGCACUCUCAAGCUCCGACAUGGUUCCUAUGCCCCAUUUCCCGAAGGCUACGUAAGGAGGCAAAAUGCUCCGUGAGGUCAAAGGCAGGUGAGUGCCUGCCAGCUUCCCCGUCAGAGUCUGUUCUUGCUCUUUUCGUUGUCGCGUACCCGCUGAUGCCCUCUGCCAAACGCUGUUUUAGUGAAUGACGUGACGUAGAGGAAAUCGCAGAGUGGAAGGAGUCGCUGCUAUAUAGUGAGAUGCAGAGGGAGCCGAAGAGCGUGAGUGCUGCAGAUCGCUGCCCGACUCUGCUGCCACUGACAGGAGGCUCAACACGGCCGGUCACCUGGACUGCGGGCACCCUUUUUUGCCCCUGGAGGCCGGAUAUCCUGUAAAACGCGCGGGGUUCCUCUCAUUUUACGGAAUAAAAGCUCGUUGCAUUUUUUUCAGCUUUCUCUUCCGUCUUUACGAUGUGGCAAAUGUCAUUGGAAUAAUUAAACCCAGGAAGGGAAGCCCGGGCGUACUCCGUGCUUUCUGUACGACACGGGAUACUUUUAUUUUACUAAUUGUUUUGCUCUGCAAGCGAUAACCCGUGAGGAUAAUAAAAAUAAUUCAAGGGUUACGAGCACUGGAUAUUUUGCGUCUGGAUUCCACAUUGCUGAAAGGGGCGUUUUAGCCUGGAUCAAAGGAGAAAUUCCUAUCCGAUUGCAUUCCUGAGUGUAAGCCCUGAAAAGCUUCGUUCUGGUCAGAGACGACACAGCUGACCUAAAGCCACUGUGGACUGUGAACGUAACACGACAGCGUGGGAACUUUUUUUCCUCCUACAUGCUGCAUUUCCACGCAAAGAUCAUUGAGUCGAGGGACAGCAGGCGUGUAAGCUGCACGUGAGGUGACUGCGGGCAGAGAGGUUGUGGCUAUUGGUUUGAAAUUGACAGUCAGCUUCGUUGUUUAAAAAUUGGAGAAUGCACGUACUCUGCCGGGGAAGGAGGGCACGAAGUCCUGAUGAAGAAGAAGAAAUAAGCGAAGACUGAACUGGGCCACCUAGGUUAGCGAAUCCACAGAUACAACUGCCACCCACUGUGAAAUAGUUGCUCCAUUUUCUUUGGAGCGGUGGGCAACGCACAACAUCCUUGUCUGCUACUUUUUUGGCAAGGAAAAUGCGUUCCGCAUGAUCCGCUAACGAAGCUUCCAGAUCCGUAUCUCUCGACUCUGUCUUGCUAUGGCGAGUAACAGGGUUCCCUAUGACAACUGGAAUAUCGUGUCUUUCUACAUCCGUGAGCGGCUCCUUCGAAUGGGUUACGAGUGGGAAGCCCAUGUGCUCAGGGAGCGCGAUUCUCCCAAUAAUGGUUCGCUCGGCUCCUCCCACUCACCUCAGCAGCCCCCAAGGAGAGCGGGCGCUUUACAGAUCCGCCCAGGGGAUCCCCACACCGCUAUACAUGGGGUGCUCCGGGAUGCCGGGGACGAGAUCUCCCGACGGUACCAACGGGAUUUCGCGGAGAUGUCCGGCCAGCUGCACCUUACCCCGAGCACUGCCCGGAGAAAAUUCGCCGCCGUGGCCGAGGAACUGUUCCGGGAUGGUGUGAACUGGGGUCGCAUUGUGGCUUUUUUCGAAUUUGGAGGUACCAUGUGCGUGGAAAGCGUCAAUCGGGAAAUGACCUCACAAGUGGACCAUAUCGCUGACUGGAUGACGGACUAUCUGAACGGACCCCUUCACAACUGGAUCCAAGACAACGGUGGAUGGGAUGCCUUUGUGGAGCUGUAUGGGGGACGGAGGUCAUCAAUGCUUGGAUGUAGUUGGCCAUCUCUCAAGACAGUUUUCAGCCUGGCUGCUUUGGGUGCUGCUGGUAUCACCAUUGGAGCUUACUUUGUGCAGAAAUAAAGAACACAACAGUUUUUUUUUGUUUGUUUGUUUGUUUGUUUUUUUGUUUGUUUUUUUUGGCCUGAUAUGGAUCUUCCCUAGGAAUACUUCUCUUCAGAUAUCAAGUAUUUGAAACAAAACAACAAAAACCAAAAGUUUGUCAGGAGAUGCACUGAAUAUGCCCAUAUGGAAAUGAAGCAAUAACACAGGGAAUUACUGUAUAUUUAGAAGAAAGGGAAGGAUAAUUUUCACUUUAUUUCCACCAGCAUUUGACAGUUUUUUCUUUCUUUUCCUAAAGAAGUCUACAGGAUGUCACACAAUGCAAAACUACUUCUUAUGCACAGUUUUCAUUCAAAAUAGUUCUGAUUCCUCCCUCAAGUUUUAUUUUUUUUUUUUCUUCUGGAAACAGUUCAACUGAAAAACACUUUCAGUUUCUUCAGGUAACUCAUCGUGAGUGCCUUCCUGGAAUGAUGGAUCCAAAUACUUCUGGAGGUGGCAAUGAGUGUUUCAAGUCCUUCCGAACAGACUGUCUGCUGAAGUCAAGUUUAAAAAAAAUUGCAAGCACCACACUUACAUCAGCCUCUGUAGAAAAGACAACCACAUGGCUGGAAUGCCCUUUGUUUUGCCUAUAAGCCGUCUUCUCCUCCCUACUAUAAUUUCCAUCAUUCUGUUGUUUUCCCGAAUUUUCCUGCAGUUUCUUAGUGCGUCUGAUUUUAUCUGUCUAGUGCUUGAUCAAUGGAGAAAGUAGUGUAUGCAGUCACAUACUUUGAAUGAAAUCUGACUGGUGUUUGUACUAAAAUAAGCCCAACUAAAUCCUAAUGACAUGUGCUGCCGUGUUUUCAUGUGAGUCUCUCUGGCUUUAUAUGUUUGACAGAUUUAGUUGAUCUUUAUGAAAAAAGUAGCUACCACUGUUUUGUGGACUUCAUGGAGUAUAGGCAAAUUAGAGAGAAAGCUUAAAAACAGAACAAUGCAAGAGAAGGUACAGCUGAGAAAGGCCCAUGAUGCUCUUAUAGGCUCACCAGUGGUCUAUACUGCUUCCAUUAAUCUGAUGUAAAGAUUAGAAAGAAUACAAAAGUGGGUCAACUCUUCUCCAAGCCAAACACACCGCACCAAUCCAAGAAGAAGGCAGAUGUGUGUAGCAUGAAGGUUUGACUAAUUGGUGUGAAUUUGCAUGAAAGUUGUCUAUUUCAGAGUUGGAGACCUGCUGCCCCUACACAGUUUGACCUAAACAGAGUUCUAGCCCUGGUUCUACUUUCACCCUCUACUUGCUUUGGUGAGCUUUGAUUAUGUUACACCUGGCCUUUGAUUUCUGUAGCAAUUUUAGUCACUGCAAACCAAGUCUUUGUACUGAGAACUGUCUAUGCCAAAUCAAGCCCAUUAGACACUUACAAGCAACGUUUUGUUUCCACUUUCUGUAGACCAGCCAAACAAGUUGACACAUACUGAAGACUGUCUUUGUACUGAUUGCCUGUCCAAACUGAAGGAGAGCAGGCCUGUUGUGUGAAGUGAAGCAGGCAGUCAGAUGCCGUCCUCCUGAUGCAGGGAGUGGGCAACAAAAUAGAAACUAUGUUUGCAUUCUUUACUUUCCCUACAUUUUCCAUGGGUGUAUAAAAAGAAAGUUUUGUCAUGUGGUCAAAACUUUUGGCAUUGAACAGCCUAUCAUAUUUUAGACACCCCAGAACAUGAUAUCUCCAUUUUCAGUGCGAUGACUGUCGGAAUUCAAGUCUGUGAACGUGAUUAAACACAAAACCGAAUUGCUCGAGCCAGGUGAAAUAUGACCCAGUUAUUAGCACUGUAAAUGCACCUCAAGAGCGUUUUAUUCAUUACAAAUAUGGAUUAUUUUAUUGUGCCUAAGCUACAGCACAGCUGGUGAAGGACAAAAUAUUUUUUUCAACAAAAUAUGAUUUUUCUAUUCUAUUCCACGUAAUAAAAUAUUAGUCAUUGAUGUUUUACUGCUAAAAUUAAAGCUUUAUUUAGGAAAAGUCACGUGCUGGACACGUCAGAUUUUUUUCAUGGCUGUAACUAUGCAGUAGGUGGCACAAGACACAGACGCAGUAGCAAAUGCCUGCUCAGUGUGACCUGGAAGAUACAUUACUUAUAAGAUAAUGCACUGCAUGAUCCAGCAGGCUAGCAACAAAGAAAUCUGACGCAUCAAAGAUGGGCUGCUGGAAAACUAUAGCAGGCCAAUGGGUCAAAGACCUAUUUAUCUAAGGAGUGCAUCUUCUCCAAAAUGUACUCAUUUUUAGUUUUUCCCAGUUCCUUGUAGGAAUCUUCCUUUUUCCUUCCCUGCCUCGUCUGACAUCUUUGUAAAGGGCAUAAAGACAUCCAUAGUGGCAGUGCCAGCGCACAAUUCUAGAGACCUGCAUUUGAAUUUCGGGAGGUCCAGCCUCAGUGUAGAGUUUGCAUGUUGUCCCUAUUUCUGCAGGACCUCUGGUUUCCUCCCCCAUUCCAAAAGACAUGAAGGUUAGGUUGAUCAGUGACUCAGAACUGGCCUGUUGUAAAAGAGUGUGAUCUGUGAUGGACAGGGGGGCUUCUGGUGAAUGCCCUUCAUGUCCUGAAAUUGAAUAAAUCAUGGGCCCUUAUCAUGUUAGUCUUUUAUUAAAACUCUUUGCUGGUUAAAAGGAGUCAGCUGCCUCCACCGUUUGCUGCUGUGCCAUAUUGGCUUUCAUUCCUGUCCCCCCUACUUUCUUAUUGUGUUCUUUUAUGUAAAUAGAACACACUUCCACCACAGCUUUAAAAAAGGGGGAAAAGCCUGCCACUAGUGUGUCAAAAUAUGGCCUGCUGAUUAUUCAGUGUUGGCCCAAAGGCAAGUCCCUGAACAGUUUACCGUUAUUUUGUAAGAUGCCCAUCAUGCAGCAGCAGGUUUAUUGUAGGCUGCCAAUGCGGAAUCUUAGUUGUGGCAAGUUAAGAAUAAUCAUGUGGUGUAACUGUCAACUGAAAGAGACAACCGAAUGUUUUGGUUUUGUUUUGUGUUUUUUUUAAGCUGAUAUAAGUACAUCGAAUAGCAUUUAUUUAUGACUCCUUAUUUAAAAAGUUAAAGUUUAAUUCUAAAAUAUAUAUAUAUUUUUAAAACAGAUGCAUUUUAAUAUUUCAUACAUCAGUGACUCUUUGUUGCUUUUAAACUGAUGUCUUUAAAACGUUUAGAAAGUAAUCCUUAACUAGUUUAAGGAAGUAUAUAUUAAUAAUUCAGAAAAAGUCUUUUACACAAUAGAUGCUUUAUUUUAAGUUUACAUCCACUAUUCUUGUAGGGAAAUAAAAGUGAAAAAAAAAGUGCUCUCACGGAAGUGGUUGCUCAAAUAUAAUUUGAAACCAUUCCAGUUAUAAAGGUUUUUUUAUAUAUAUAUCUAUAUACAGUAUAUUUAUUGGAAGGUACCCAGCACACAACAGGUUUUUUGUAUUAAUCCUCGCUGAAGCUUGGAUGGUAAGAUUUUGAGCUUUACAGUGUCAAGAGGAGGGAGUUGGUACAGUAGGCGACAUGUGGGACCCUUCUCCCUUUGCACCUCCCAGUUUCGCACUAUUGACAUUUAUUUGCUGCUGCUAAGUUAGUAUCAGUAUGACGAGUUAUGCUUUAAUGGUUUAAUUAUGGAAGACAAGUAGAACAUGUUGAAUGGGACCUGUUUUUUUUUUUUUUUUUACAAAGCUGCUUAAAAAUAUGGAGAAAAAAAAAUAACAGCAAUUACUGCCAUCGGUGGACCAGUUGUUGGAGUGCAACGUGUUAUUACAAAUACUUCUGUGCUGCAUAUUCUUAGGAAGGAAACUUUAAAUCUGCUGUCUUGGAAUACUGUUAAUAAACACAAGGACACAAAAAACACAUUUUUCCUGGGAUAAAUUUCCAUCUCAUGUACAUCAACAAAAAUGUUCAGCUUUGUCAUAUUUUUACAUCACCUUUCUGCCUGUCGAAUGAAUUUAAUGAUCAUCCCACUGACUCCGAAGAUUGCACCUUAAGUCUUUGAAAAACAGCAAAUUAUAUAUACACACACACACACACAUAUAUAUAUAUAUAUAUAUAUACAUAUAUAUAUAUAAUAUGUUAAUUCUUCUGUUAAUUUUUUAUUUCUUUCCUUUUGGAUGGAUUUUUUUUAUCGCUGAAGAUGGAAAGAAAAAACGAACUGAUGGAAAGUUUGUAAGAUGUGAUGUAGAUUUAGAAAUGGAAAGUGAAAAUAUUUGACAUUGCUUUCCUUUAACUUUUUAAACAAAUGUGCAUUGCAAGAGGAGGAGAGGAAUAAUGAAGAAAAAGGAUCAAGUGAUCGCCAGGUCUUUCAGUAAAGAAGGUCAAAUGGAAACAAGCUGUCAAAAAUUUGGACUUCAUACUGUAACAGAUAUGGCAACUAAGUGGGGAUAAUCUUAGCUUUAAUGCAGAGCCACAGCCUGAGAUGUCACUAGACCAGAACUCUUUGUGUGGCUCUUAGUUUUUUGGCUCUUUAUUUUGUUUGCUUUUUGUCAUUCAUAAAGGCUGUUUGCUUGUAGGUCAACUGGGUUAUGAAUAUUUUUAAGGGCAUCGUAGUGUGUGUAAACUUGUUGGUAAAUGGCUUCACAAGAUCUGUAUGGUUAACUUUACUUUUGAAUUAAAUGAGGCCUCAAGCGUAUCACAUUCUAAUAUCAUAUCUAUACUUACUGUUGUAUAUCCUUUAUAACCAAAAGGGUGACUGCUGUCUGCUAGAAUUCCUAAAAAGCAAAAGUUUGAGCACAAAGAAUAAUGUAAGAAACCUGAAAGACUUUUGUGCUUGCUUGAAAUGUUCUUUUCAGAUUUUUUUUUUGUUUCUUUCUCUUGUCAUUAUAAAUGCAAGUUUAUGUGUUAUCUGCAAAGUAAAUGGUCUCUUUUGAUCUUUAAAGUCCCAAAGGUGUGCUUAAAAAAGUUACAAUAAUAAUUAUGUAUGCCAAGUGAAAUGCACUGUAAACAAAGGACCACAUAAAUGUCAAGUUUUGCGUAAAUAAAAUUUUGCUGUGGCUAUUGUUUUCCCACAGAUGCUUGACUAAGUGGGAAUGGCAGAAAUACAAUGCUGUUCUGGUUCUGAAAAGCUGUGCUCUCAGUGUGUUAAUGUUACUAUACAUAAUGCAAAUUUUGAAUCGUUCAGUAUUGCUUCUUCUUUUUCAGUAUGAACACACAUUUUAUUAAAAGGCCUCUCGAUGUACUGGUGCCCAUGUUCAAGGCUGUUGACUGCCUUAUACCCAGUGCUGCUGAUUUAGACUCUGGGCCCUAACCCUUUAUUAAAUGAAAUGGGUUUGAGAAUGUUAUGCCAUUGUUUUAUUAAGACCUCACUGAUUACAAAUAUCUCUGAAAAUAAUUUGAAAUAGCAACAGAAAAUCAACAGCAGAGAAAAAAAACACAAUGUUGACAUGGGUUCCAUUUAACAUGUGUGUUUCAAGUAUUGCAUCCAUAUAUGUUCUCUUUCAUAUUCCUCCUGUUGCAUGUAGUACUUGAUGCAAAACAGGAAACCUCUCUUUAACAUGUGCCUCUUGACUCUCUGUAGUGUCUAGGCCAUUAGAGAUACAAGUAUACUGUACAUUAUUAGUUAGGUCUUUAUGAAACACCAUGUAUUUUGGGAAGGGUGGAGGUGGUGUGAUUCCCAUACCAUGGAUUUCCCAUCACACCCUAUUGUCAUACUUUAGUUUUUCAGCUCUGCACCUGUGACCAAUGAAAGCAAGCUGUAUCAACAUGGCAACAGGAGGCAUACAAACGAGCCUUGUACAAUUGAGUGUUGAAGCUUAAUUCUUUGCCAUUGCUUCCUCAAAAACAACAUCGUGUCAGUAAAGCAUAUUGUAUCUUUAUGUGUGAUGCCUGGACAUAUUUAGCACACAGUAGAGGUUUCGCUUUCAGGUCUUUUUGAGACCUGUGGGUUCUGUGGGUACCCCUGUCUUCACCCCAUUACAAGAAAUCAGUUUAAGUAGAAUCCCUAAAUUGGCCAGAUAUGAAGAAAUGUGCCAUGUGAUGGACUGGCCACUAUAUGUUUAAUAUAAUUUGGAAAUGUUAUCAUUGUUCUAUAAUUAUUAUAUCACAUCAUCAGGCGUAAAUCACCCCAGAAUGCCUCUUGAUUAGCUGUAGCUGGUCUCAAACCACAGAUAUCAUGACUAUUGACAACUUCCCAUUGAAGCUCAAACUGUCCAAAUUUAUUAACCGAGUGGCAGAACAUUUAGGCGUGUUACAGAAGGAAAGUGAGAUGUAGCCAGUCAAAACACUAAGGAUUAGGAGAUCAUUCAUCAAUGUUUAAUGGAGCUUGCUCAACACAAAGUUGCAAACAAUACCAGAAUCAAACCAGGAAGUUCUAAACAAGAAAAAUGCUCAAAAAUGUUUUUUCCAGCAAUGUUCAGAUACAUUACAAAUUACACAAGCAUCUUUUAUAACAUGACAUUCAUGGUGGGAGUGCCAAUGAAAUACAAAUGCUCAAAAAGGCAAUGAGGUAAAAAUGUUAAAAUUGUAAACCAGUGUUUCUUAUAUUAAUAAUAGUGAGUUUACACCAUUGGGUCAUGAGUCACCAUUGUAUUUAAUGGGAAUGGGUUGCAGAAGGUGUACGAAGUAGGUCACUGUGGGUUCCCACAGGUUAAGCAAUCAGCCUUGCUCCAAUGCUCAUCCUCGCUCAGCACUCUGAUAGUCGGCUGGCAUUUUCCAAGGGGGACCCCCACCUUUUUCUGACAAUUAUCCUUGAUCAGCACUCUCAUGAUCGAUGGCGAUUUUACAAGGGUGAGGGCUCUGAUGAUAGUCAGACCAUGUAACAUGGAAAACGUCUUGAAGACACUAAGAAGGGCAAGACUGGGGCAUAACAACAAAAAGUUUAGGAAACCCUAAUAUAGACAAACAAACCAUAAAAACAGAGAAUUUCAGACAUAAUCAUGAGAGGAGCAAGAUGGCUCAUAGAUGCUCACCAGUAUUUGUUUCAAUGAGAUAAGCCUGCUAGACAGACAACUGGGUUAAAAUUGGAGCCAAGAAGAUAAACUCUGGAAGUUCAGAAUUAAUGAACUUCUCUCCUUUGUAUGUUCUUCCAAAUGUUUAGUGAUUAUAGGAUUAUGGCAGAAUUAUCUCAUUAUUAUAUCAAUGCCCUCAAAUAAAAAUCCCAAAAGAUGUUUAUGACUACUUCAGAGAUUUAACACCACUCAACCCACUAUACAGGUAUUGUACAGCAGGUCGGUGGAGAGAACCGUAACCUUGGCAUUGAGCUUUACAGUAAAGUUAAUUACCUAAUAGUAACAACUCACCUUGCCUCCACUUCCAUGUUGACCAGCAUGUUUUCUAGAAUUUAGAAAAUCAAGCCAAUGUCACCAGUUUAUUUCUUCACUUCAUCUUGAACCUGAAAAGCCUAAUUGGCCGCUCAUCACUUCAGCAGUUUAUAUUGCCACUGCACACAUUCCAGUACAUCCUGACUUUCACUGACUGCGAUUUAUAUCUCAAGAAAUACAAAUGCAUACACACAAGCACAGUGCUCUGUCGGUGUUGUUUUUCUGCUCUUUUUUUUUUUUUGAAAGGAUGAUAACUUUUGUCUGUUUAAUAUGUUGUCUUUAUUUUGUUUUUGACUAAGCACUUGAUUAUUUGAUUUCAUUUUAUUGUAUGUUGAUAAGCUAAGAAAACCAAGUUUUCUGUAACAUGAAAAAUAACAUGAUAAUGUGAAAUUGCUUUUUUUUGUUCAUGUAUUUGUUAUAGUAUAGCAGGGGUUAAUUACCAAAUAAAACUAUUCAAAGUAGAAAGGUGUAUCAGAUUGUCACAAAAGGAUACAUGGUUUUGGUCUCAAAAUUGUUGUUUUUGCUUGGCUGGCCACAAGAAAAUGGAAGAAACUACCAGUUUCUGAUAUUUUUGUUUGCUGUAUUUUCUCCAGUCAAUAUACAGUAUUCAAUUCUUAUGGCUUCCUUGGACACUGAUAAAUUAUAAAUCAAGGAUUCCUAAGGAAGAGUCUUUUGUUCUGGCAGUCUACAAAACAGAGCAACAUUUACUAAAUUAAUCGCUAUUUCAUAGUAAGUGAUGUGCGAAUUGUGAAACCUGUGCGCAUCACUGUUAAAAAGGCUGCAGAACUGAAAGUUUCUUACCUUACAGUAUAAAGUAUAAUACACACUGCUUUACAUACGCCUAGGCAAUACAGGAGAAGGAAACCAUUUCAUUUGUAUAGCUCAUUUCACAACAGACUGCCAAAAGUUGCUGGUCUCGAGGAAAGAGAGUUAACAAUAGGGCAUCACGUAGUUCUAGACACUUUCCUUAUUCAAGAUGUAUAUGGACUUUAGAAAUAAAGCUCCUCAUCGGUCUCUCUCUCUGAACUGGACUUUAGACAGCGGUAGUGUUUACCUGACCACAAUAUAGAAAAGAAGCCAUUCUUAGAAUGGCUAGCAUCAUUUCUGAUUUUCUUUGCCCUGAUCCGACAUCAUUUGAUGUCUAAGCUAGAGAGUUCACACUCAGUGAUGAGUUCGGCUGACCACACCACUCUCUGCCAAGCUUUGUGGCCCUGCUGCAUGCUGUUCCCAAACCAGGUAGUAAUACCUUCAAUGCUGGAUGUGUAGAAGUUCUUAAGUAAUUGGGAGGGCAUCAAGAAAUCCCUGAAGUGAUAAAGGCAUUGAGAUUUUCUUCCAGCACCCCAAGCAGAUGUACAUUUUAGGUUAAUCGGUCAUUGUGAGUGAGUGUUGGCAUGGAGCUGUAGGAGAAUGUGUCCUAUGGUCGACUGGCACCUACCCAGCACUAGUUCUUGUCUUGAACAUGAUGUUGCCAGGAUAGCCUCUGACUUAGAAGGACCCUAAAACUGGAUUUGAAAGAAUGGAUGGAUUAUUUUGUCUGUAUUUAGUAUAAAUAAUAUUGUAGUGAUGCAGUGGUUGGCACUGCAGUCUAGUAUUGGAUUGAUACUAAAAUUUUGACUUCAGUACUGACACCAGCUUUUGCACCUCAGUUCCAGCACCAAAACACUGCCCAGGUACUUUGUUAUAUGAAUACAAGUGCCUCCCUGCUCCACCACACUCCUCAUAUCAUUUAGCACAAAGAUGUAGGUGUUUUAUAACCAAGAGCAUGGGGGGUUGUAGUUACUACACCUUUAGGUUUUCAGUUGUGCUGAUAUAUAACACAGUCCAAUGUGCCUGCCUGCAUGAAAAAAUGUACUUCUGGUACCAAAUUAACAUAAACCUGGUAUAGUACCAAAACAAAAAUUAGGUUAUUUCAGUUCUUUUUCAAUACUGAUUUACCGCUUCACACUACUGCACUAGAGUUCUGGAUUCAAGUCAUGUGCUGGUCACUUUUUGUGUGAAGUUGGCAUGUUCUCUGCCUAUCUGCAUGUGUUUUCCUGAGACACUCUAAUGUCCCACCACAUCCCUUGAAUAUGAAGGUUAGUUUUAUUCCAUAGUGUGAACAACUAUUAGUGAGACCUGCAAUGCUGAUCCUGAAUUGUAUUAAUUUCUACCUUGGAUAAAUGGAUUGAAAAUGAAUGACGCUAAUAACAAAUAGAAUAUCUUUCAGCAAUUAGACCUGCCCUUGCUUCUAAAUCCUGCAAUAGCUUUUAAAACUAGUGUUCAUCACUUUUGACAUAUUCUAAAUUUCUUUUUUUUUAAUGAUUUUGAUGGGUUAUUGUGUUUACAAACCCUUUCAAUUACCUACGUGAGGAAAUAAUAAAAUGAGUACAAGAAUAAGAAAGACGUCAGUUGUGGUGUUGAUGAGACUCCAACUGUUUUCGAAUCUCACUUUUUGAAUGGCACCAAGCUGCUCACUGCCUUUGCAAAUUACGAUGUCCCUAGCACUGCUUAGCAGCUCUUAAUGCUAUUAGAGCACUGGUCUGGAGGACUUGAAUUCUGUUCUUCAAGCAGGAGGCUUACAGUUUACAAAUGAAACUCUGAAGUGCCGUCACUUUCUAGCCUCUUGUUAAACAUGCAACAUGUGUUGAAAAAUCAUGGUGUUAGACACACAAGCAAAUAACUGUGUAGAAUGUGAGGAGGUACUCUCCUGCAUGUUUAAUGAAAAGCUGUCUUUCAUUUUUUUUUUUUGCACUAUAUAGAUCAAAGAUUUAGGUUUACCUGAAACUCUAUAGUCACAGGGUUUUCACUAAAGACGCGUUUGUGUUUAUAGUGUGAACACUCCCUGCCACAUGUCACUUCAGUAUAUAUUUAAUGCUUUUGCCAUUAUUCAUCCUCAUUCCCUUUUACUAUUGAAAAAUUUGUCUAAUUUGACUGGCAAAAUGUAAGCACUUUGGAUCUGCAUUCAAAUUCUGAGGCAUGAGGGUGAAAGCUGCUUAUAAUAAUAAUAAUAAUUCUUUGCAUUUAUAUAGCGCUUUUCUCACUACUCAAAGCACUCAGCAAUUGCAGGUUAAGGGCCUUGCUCAAGGGCCCAAGUAUGUUUUAUAGUAGUUUGUACAUAUGUUUUGUAUGCAUAUCUGUUUUAGGCAUAUUUCUUCAGGGUUAGCUGUGGCUCCCCUCUCCAGAUUUUUGAAUAGCGGACUUACAAGGGGGUCUUUGUGCCUGAAAAAGAGGAAACAAAUUAGAAAGCAAACAUUUUUAACUGAUAUUUAUGUAGAUUAUAACAGAUAGAGAGAUAAAUGAAAUUGUUUACCUGUAAGCCAACUUUCCAGACACUCAUUAUAUUUUCAAAUUCAUUUAAUCAAUUUCAUGGUCAUGGGGGCAAUGUCUAACACAGUAACUUUGGAUGCAAGUCAGAAGCCUGCAUUGUGAUGCCCACUUCCUCAUUUUUAAUCAUUAACUGUUAUCAUCUUACAUAUUUUCUGAAAUGUAGGAGAACAUGCCAACUCCACAAACAGUGGCCAGGCAUAUAACUCAGCCCUAUGAGGGAGCAGCAGUGCUAAAAACUGUGCCACCUUGUGUGGUGGACCCUAUCCCAUAAGUGUAGCUGCAGUAAACAUUUUCACCCCCCUUUUCCCCCCACAGUUCAUUAACAACAAAAGUACAUGUCUAACUCAAGAUGGAUACAGUAUCCUGGUACGCUCUUAAAAUUAAAGGUGCCAAAUUGCUUCUUCUAAGGCAAGUCAUAGGAAAAACAUUUUUGGUUCCCAAAAGAUCCAUCCGCAUGAAGGUUCCUGAAAGAACCUUCAUUUAUUUAGAUCCAUAAUUGGCUUCCUAAAUAACAAAUAAUAGAUGACAGAUUUAUGAAAUGGGUUUAUCAUUUUUAAAGGAUAACUACACAGACGAAGUUCAUAUUUUCAGGAUCUGCCAGUAUCCUGCUAGGUAGCCAGCUAUACGUUAAAGAUUUCUGUAUUUCAAAGCCCAACCUACACCAUACAGCCUAACCAUAUCGAAAGUGUUCAUUUUCAGGCAAUGACUCCAAGACACAACCCAGCAAAGCACCAUUUUAGAACAGUAUUUUUAAGAAUGCAGUUUACAGUUAAAAACAGUAUGCCAAAGGGAAUAAAAAGUAUCACUUUUUAAAAUUUUCCAUGCAUUAUCAAAAAAAAACCCCAUAAAAUCAAGAAUACAUUUAAAUCCUGUACAAUUUUUAUCCCAUCUAAUGCAUUCAGUCUUUAAGGAGAAGUGAGUUUACUCACCAUGUACAGUGCAAAGCGCUUUUGUUUCCUUUGCAUGCUUUCUCAGGUUUACAAAGUCAGGAACAACUUGAUGUAGCACUGUACGUAAUCUGGAAAACUGAGUGAAAGUUUGUACAAAAAGAUGGACGCCUGUGCUGUAGAUCCUUAUCUAAUUUACACAUUGAACAUGCAAUGGCAUUUCACUGCCUGUCACCAUAAGGGUGCCUAUCGAUAGCCGCUGCUUGUUCCUUCCAGAGGAACCAAGUAGUGUAAAACCUGUUAGUCAGGCCAGUAAACAAACCCAUGCUCCUGAUGGCUUCCUGCAAUAAUGCAGUUUCACCACUUAAAGAAAAAGGGAAGCAUUGGAACUGAAAUGUUGUAAAACUGCCCAGAAGAAAGUCAGUCUGUUGUCUCUGUGAAAAGAAAAAGCGAAAAUCCUUGAUUACAUAUACUGUAGCACACUUCCAUAGAGCAUGACAGUACAGUUUACAGUCCACUAGUGUUUACCAUUACCCACCUCACCUUGCAGUUGAAUGCGACUGAACUUGUCAAAGCACAGCCAUGAGCACAUGACUUGGACCCAGGCUUUGCACUGCACACCUGACCUCACAUGGAUCCAGAAAUCCAAAAUGUUAUGGCUUUUCCAUUGGGUGGGUCUUCAAUCUUUUCUGCAUUACUGAAAGCAGAAAAUAGAAAUAAAUACACAAUUAUCAAAUUGCAGCAAGAACAAUGGGUUAGAAAUUGCAUCGCAUGCCUUUUUCAAGGUUAUUACAAAUAUAUGAUGAAACUGAAAUUCAGCUGAACAAUUGGAAGACUGGCCACACCAAGGACAGCCACUUUAGCCAUUCAGUGUCAUAGCAUUCCCUUGAUUUUUAGCAUAUAGCGUGCUUCCAGUCAAGUCCAACCCUUUCCUUCCCCACACUUUCCGGUUUAGGGUUGUGCAGCGCUUGUGCUUGUCUGGCAGCAUUUGGACGCAGCAUUAGUGAAAAAUACUCUCAUGCAGCACAAAGUCAGCUAACCUGACAUGUCUGGUGUUGGGAUAUGAGAGGAAACCAGGAGAAAACCUAGAAAAGGCCCACACAGACACUGGGACAAUGAGCAAACUUAGGUAGGGAUAUGAAUUUGGCACCCUGGGGCAGUUUGCCCCCAUGCAGCUCCAAACUAGGAGCACAUUUACAACUGUAUGAAAUUCAUUCUGAAAUCGUUCAAUAUGUCCAACAGCCCCCAUUGACCAUGCCCAGGACUAAGUGAGGUAGACAAUGACUGACUGUACAUAGAAAUAUACAGAAAACAUAUGUUGUGUAUAUUUGAGGGGUACAUUUAUACAGAGGUACUGUAUAUAUUUAUGUACUGUAUACAUGUAUUUAUUUUUAUUGGUUAUUAAAAAAUUACUCUUUUCAGUUUUAUAGCUUCUGAUAAUGGUAAUAUAAGUAAAAUACAGUAGGCUAAGGCUAGUUGCAAGUCAUGGAUGUGGAUGCAGGAAGUGAAGCCUAGUGGUUCAUGUUUUCAACUUCUUACCCCAAGGCUUCCAUUUCAGUUAUUUGUCAGCAACUGCUCCAUUUGUUUAUAACACUGUUUAUACAGUGACGGGUGGCUGAGAAGCACAAUGCUUAGCUCCAGAACACGGCAACUUCCAGUAUGAGGUGUGGUCAUCCCAGCAUCGACAUCGGUUUUCUCCUGAUGUGCCAGUCUUCAUGCCAAAGAUAUGAAUGUUAGAUUGAUUGUCUUCUCUAAGCUGGCCCAGUAUCAAUGAAUGUACCUGUGGUGAACUGGCCCGCCAUUUUCUACAGAAACAAAUAGGUGUAUAUGUUGUGGCGCUAAAUUAUACAGUUCAUGUUGUUGCUUAACAUAUUUUGUGUGCUGGAUCAAAAUAUGUUAGUAAAGUAUUUUUCAUCAGGUUAGAUUUUGAGUGACAUGUGACUUCAAUUCAAAAAUAUUGAGCAUUUACUUGCCUAUGACAAAAACAUAAUCUAAAACUUCACAACUUUUGAUUCUCUGUUGUUAUUUGUUCUACCAAACUGACUGAGCGCAAUCUAGACUGCAGACAUAAUUAGCAUCCAUAAUAAUCCAUGCCGUUAUGACAUUCCCAACAUUCUCUCUGCGUGCCUUGACCCAGUGGUGUUGUUCAAAGACUUCUGGUGUGAAUUGUUGGGCAAAAAGAGAAAGCCAAAGGUAAAAGAAAGAAACCUCACCUUUACACUUCAUAACCAGGAAAUGAUGGGGAGGCCAGUUGAUAAGCAGGCAGGGGACAGAAAACAUUAAAACUGGAAAACAAUUACUGAAACUCAAAGUGAGAAAACCUAAAAACCAACUGGUUAGCCUUUCCCCUGAUGGCACCAUCUUUUCUAGAGUAACUGUCAUCACGUCACAGGUCCAGCAAACAAAGUGGCGGCACCCAUGCAACCAGGUAAUAAAAUAACAGUGCCAGUGAAGAAAACACAUUAUAAAAUGACAGUGAAGUGAUGAAAUAAAUGCAGACACAAAUUAUAAUAAAAACACAUUCUGGACUGCAUUGAUUAUAAAAUUGUUUUUAGUAAAGAAUGCCUAGAACAGCCGUCCAGAGUUUUGCAGUGGUUUUAUAUAGCACCUUACGUAGAUACAGAUGGUCUGUAAGUAAUGUGUCUUCUUCAGGUGGCUUUUGCUCAGUAGUUCCUCAGUUUUGAGACCAACACUGCACCUGUACAUUUUUGCUUAAAUUCUGCUUGCAAGAUGUGUGUGUUAUCUCCAGCCUGCCCGUAGGAUUUAUUUUAUUCCAUCCAUUAGUGUGCAUCAAAGAGUGUCACGCAUUCCUCCCCCUGCUGCAAAAAUUAUAGUUUUAUUUUUUUAAAUGCUUCUGUGAGUCUUCUCUUACAGUGUAAAGUAGUAUGCUUGUAAUUAAUUUGUCCAGAAUGUGCAGUUCAGAGUCCCACACAUUUCUGAUUUAAUAUCUGCGUUGUGCUCUGUAAUUUUAUUUUUGUCCAUUUGCAGCUCCUGUGCUUAAUAAACAUAAAUCGUUAGAAAUUAA
This is a messenger RNA of Erpetoichthys calabaricus (reedfish), 16322 nucleotides long. It is a transcript of the gene bcl2b, whose product is annotated as BCL2 apoptosis regulator b. Gene Ontology annotation, biological process: negative regulation of intrinsic apoptotic signaling pathway; extrinsic apoptotic signaling pathway in absence of ligand; intrinsic apoptotic signaling pathway in response to DNA damage. The record is from RefSeq and is a predicted model, not a curated record. Gene Ontology annotation, molecular function: protein homodimerization activity; protein heterodimerization activity. Lineage: Eukaryota; Metazoa; Chordata; Cladistia; Polypteriformes; Polypteridae. The transcript has 2 exons. The coding region runs from base 1254 to 1913 and encodes 219 amino acids. Gene Ontology annotation, cellular component: mitochondrial outer membrane.